Messenger RNA from Dibothriocephalus latus, 516 nucleotides. Lineage: Eukaryota; Metazoa; Platyhelminthes; Cestoda; Diphyllobothriidea; Diphyllobothriidae. The record is from the annotation of a GenBank genome assembly.
AUGCAAUUUUCAAGUGACUCCAAAAAGACGAAACCCAAGAUUGACUCGUCCACCAUCCUUCUGCGCGUCAAACGUCCAUUCAGCGAGCCUCCGGUGGAAUGCUUCAACACUAUUCCCUGCAAAAAGCGUUGCCAGGGCUACCCAGAGGUGAAGAAGGGGAAGUGCUUUCGUUACGUCGGUUCGACAACUGAGGAUGUAGGUGGUCUGGACGCACUGCAGGAUAUGGGGGCAGUUGGUGCUCGCCGGAUAUUCUGGACCUCUACCUCCACUGCUUGCGUCAUUAACCCAGAGGACGAGAAGACAAUCGACUAUCAGGUAGACUUUCCAAGAAGAGUGUUUAGCCCUUUUCGAAUACUAGUGCCCAUGAAGAACAUUAGGCCCAUAUACUCUCUCGUUUUCUUGGUUUUGAACCAUUUCUUUCAGUGUACUGCUACGUGGUACCGAAUGAACAACCUUUUCUGUUACAGUCCCAGGAAAUAUUUACACAUAAACUUGGAGGGUAGGGAUCAGAACUGA